AUGCUGCCGGAGUAUCUCUGGCACAAAGUUUUCCGCUACCUGCUGCUGCCGCCCGGAUCCUCCCACCCCGAGACUCCCCUUGUCCGGGGCAGACAAAUUACUCCCUGGUAUCUCGCCGCCACAGAGCAGCCCACAGCGCGCAAAGACCUGCCCGUGAGAUUUGCGGACCCUUAUUUCACGCCAGCCGGGCAGCACUGGAAGAACACGAGGAGCUAUGGCAGUGGGUGGGCGCUGCUGUGCUGCGCCAUGGCCAGCAAGAGGCUCCUCUACCACGUGCUCUCCUUCUCUGCUGACCACCCCAUCGCACUGGUAUUCAACGAGCUACACCCGCAGUGGAUCAAGAGCGUCGAAUCCUUCCUUCGCCAACACCGCCUCAGGUCCCUCGCGCUCACCUUCACGGGCAAGGAGCAGCUCAGAUACCAGCACCCUCACGCUCUCCCUCACACUCUCUUCUUCGCUCACAACCUUCACGGCGAUGGAAAACAGCUCGAGCUCUCGUGCAAGAGCACGGAACCUCUCGCUCUCCAACACCUCUCGCUGUACGGCCAGCAGCGGCUUGUCAUCUCCUCCCUCCGCCUCGCUUCCGUGCGAGUUGCCUACCUCAACAGCCCUCCCAAAGACGUGCACCUACGCAAUGACAAGUUCUCUUCCUACCUUGACUUUCCUGAAUUGUCCCUUCAAUUUUUACCUGAACUUUCGCCUGACAGGGAGAGCGUGCACAGCUCUGCUGCAUUCUCCUGGGCUGAAUGGCUGCGCACUAUAGCGCCAACAGUGGAGGUGCUUAUAGUGAGGCAUGGGGUGCCUGUAGAGGGGGUUGAUGCGGAGUGGAGCAGCUUGCGCAGCCUUGGAAUUGUCGUGGAGAGAGAGGAGCUGUUUGAGGUGGAUUUGAAGGUUGAGAAGCGACGGGAUGAUGCCGCGGGGAAGAAGGGGUAUGUAAUUGCAAUGAGGCGGCGGAUCACGCCUGAGAAGCUCGCGAACUUCCCCGACUGUGACGUGCAGGUGCUGGUGGCGUGUGCGGAGGGGGUAAUCCUGGAUGGCAUGGGGCAGGGCAGCAGUGGUGGUGGGAGUGGUGGUAGCAGCGGUGGUAGCAGUGGUGGUAGCAGCGGUGGUAGCAGGGCGUUUUCGCUGCUUUCCCCCCCCUUUCACAAGGUCCCUCGCCCUCACCUUCACGGACAAGGAGCAGCUCGAAAACCUUUGCUCGCCACUCAACCAGCCCUUCACCUCCCUCACCACUCCUUAAACUGCCCAGGCCUGCAGCGGCUGAAGCUCGGCCGGGGCAAGUGGAGUCUCCAGGAAGGCUGGGCUGAGCGGUUCAAGUCGCUGCGCAGUUUGACUCUCAAACAUAUGGACUGGAGCUACGUGGAUAUGAAGUAUUUAGGCGCGGUCACACCGCGGCUCACGGAAUUCGUUCUCUAUCAUAGCUGGGAUUUGGACCCCCGAACCUCAGGCCUGGGUGGUGGCGGCACAUUCACUUUCGACUUAUCGAAAGCUCAAACCGUCCGCUUUUAUUUCCCGCAUAGCAGCCUCACGCUCUCCCUCACACUCUCUCGCUCGCUCACGAUUUUCUCAGCCAUGGCGAAACAGCUCGUUCUCUCCUGCAAUAGCAAGGAACCUCUCGCUCUCCACCACCUCUCGCUGUACGGCCAGCAGCGGCUUGUCAUUUCCUCCUUCCGCCUCGCUUCCGUGCGAGUUGCCUACCUCAACGGCCCUCCCAAAGACCACCACUCUCGCAAUGAUGAAUAUUCUUCCUACCUGGACUCUCCUGCGUUGUCACCUGAACGUUCACCUGAAAUUUCUACUGACAGGCAGAAUGUGCAUCGACGUAGCUCUGCUGCAUUUUCCUGGGCUGAAUGGCUGGCUUCUAUAGCGCCAACAGUGGAGGUGCUUAUAGUGAGGCAUGGGGUGCCUGUAGAGGGGGUUGACGCGGAGUGGAGCAGCCUGCGCAGCCUUGGGAUUGUCGUGGAGAGGGAGGAGCGGUUUGAGGUGGAUUUGAAGGUUGAGAAGCGACGGGAUGAUGGUGAGAGGGAGGUUACAGUGGAGGAAUUUCAGGAGUGCAACCAGAGGUUUCUGCAGCAGCAGCGGCAGCAGCAGCAGCAGCAGCAGCAGCAGCAGCGGCGGCGGCGGCAGGAGGAGGAUGAAGAGCAGCAGGAGGGGCAGCAGCAAGAACGAAGACCUCCGUUUAUCUUGGCUCCAAACUUGCAAGCGAUCUUCUUCCCCACCCACGCAUGCGAGCAGCAUACCCUUGCUUCCCUUCGCAAAUUCUGUCCCUCUCUCGCCCUGUACUGCAUCUCACGUCGCUCGUUCUACUGGGAGAAGCAGCGGAGGCAGUUGCCAGAGACCCCUGUGGUGCAUGUGAGGAAGGCGAGAAGCGGGGUGCCAUGCGCCUGA
This is a messenger RNA of Closterium sp. Naga37s-1, 2388 nucleotides long. The record is from the annotation of a GenBank genome assembly. Lineage: Eukaryota; Viridiplantae; Streptophyta; Zygnematophyceae; Desmidiales; Closteriaceae.